CGCUGUAUCUUUCAUUCAUUACCUUAGCAACGCGUGCCUUGUCUUUACGUCAGCGCGCGCGGCUCUAGUGACCGGGUAUAAAUAUCAGCUGCAUGAGCGCGAGAACUCGAUGAAUGCAGACAGAGGUGUGUUUGAUGCUGCCAACAUGAGCGGACGAGUAGGAGACCUCAGUCCCAAACAAACUGAGGCUUUAGCACAGUUUCGGGAGAAAAUAGCAGAUGUGUUGGAUCAACUGCCCAAUCAAACUGACCAUUAUCUGCUCCGGUGGCUCAGGGCUAGAAGCUUCAAUGUCCUCAAAUCUGAGGCAAUGAUUAGAAAGCAUCUGGAGUUUCGCAAGCAUAUGAAAGUAGACACCAUCAUUGACGACUGGAAGCCACCUGAGGUCAUUAAGCACUAUGUGGCAGGGGGAUUGUGUGGCUAUGAUCGUGAAGGAAGUCCUGUCUGGUACGAUAUCAUCGGCCCUCUUGAUCCAAAGGGCCUUUUACUGUCGGCUAGCAAACAAGACUGCCUGAGGACCAAAGUCAGAGACGCUGAACUUCUUCGACAAGAGUGUGAGAAGCAGUCUAAAAAGCUUGGCAAAUAUAUUGAAUCAAUCACCAUCAUUUAUGACUGUGAGGGGCUUGGCAUGAAACAUAUUUGGAAGCCUGCCGUUGAGAUGUAUGGCGAGAUUCUGACUAUGUUUGAAGAGAACUAUCCAGAGAGCCUAAAAAAGGUGCUUUUAAUCAAAGCCCCUAAACUCUUCCCUAUUGCAUAUAACUUGGUCAAACACUUCUUGCGUGAGGAAACAAGGCAGAAGAUUGCUGUGCUGGGUUCCAACUGGAAAGAGGUGUUGAGGAACUAUGUGGAUGCAGAUCAGUUACCUGCGGUUUAUGGGGGAUCCAUGACUGAUCCUGAUGGAGACCCUCUCUGUAAGACCAUGUUACGUUAUGGUGGUGUAGUGCCGAAGUCGUACUAUGUGCGGGACUCUAUCAAAGUGAAGUAUGACCAGUGCAUCACUAUUAGCCGUGGCUCAUCAUACCAGCUAGAUUAUGAGGUGCUCUUUCCAAACUGCGUACUACGAUGGCAGUUUGCGAGCGAGGGGUCUGAUAUCGGUUUUGGACUUUUCCUGAAGACGAAAGGGAAUGAGACAAAAAAAGUAGAAGCCAUGCAGGCAAUACUGCCUAGCGAACGUUACAAUUCCCACCUAGUUCCAGAAGAUGGAUCCAACACCUGUGAGGAACCAGGCAUCUAUGUGGUCCGGUUUGACAACACUUACAGUGUGCUACAUUCAAAGAAGGUCAGCUUCACUGUGGAUGUGCUUCUACCUGAAGGACAUACAGGAAAACAGGCAUAAAACUCGACUGGAAUCAGACUUUAUAUCAUAUAUCCAUUAGCAUUAGAUAAGAUUACUCAUGCCCUUACAUCAUGGACUUUGAGCACACUAUGUUUAAACACGGGAAAUCAAAACUACUAGAUAAGUGUUUUUUGUGUGUGUUUUUUUUUCAAAGUUUUUACAUAAUUAUUCUCUCUGUAAGCAAAUUACUAUCGAUAAUUAUGAAAAGUGGUUGUACGCAAGCAGUUCCUAAAGGGUGUUGUAUGAACCGUUUCCAUGUAUUUGUAAAAAAAAAAAA
Messenger RNA from Sinocyclocheilus rhinocerous, 1610 nucleotides. Its product is annotated as SEC14-like protein 2. The transcript is spliced from 12 exons. Gene Ontology annotation, cellular component: cytoplasm. The record is from RefSeq and is a predicted model, not a curated record. NCBI's taxonomy places the organism in Eukaryota, Metazoa, Chordata, Actinopteri, Cypriniformes, Cyprinidae. Bases 110 to 1333 code for a protein of 407 amino acids.